This is a messenger RNA of Macadamia integrifolia, 957 nucleotides long. Its product is annotated as trafficking protein particle complex subunit 2-like. The coding region runs from base 189 to 596 and encodes 135 amino acids. Gene Ontology annotation, biological process: endoplasmic reticulum to Golgi vesicle-mediated transport. NCBI's taxonomy places the organism in Eukaryota, Viridiplantae, Streptophyta, Magnoliopsida, Proteales, Proteaceae. Gene Ontology annotation, cellular component: cytoplasm; TRAPP complex; nucleus. The transcript has 6 exons. The record is from RefSeq and is a predicted model, not a curated record.
AACUAUAAACCCUUCAAUUCACUGUCUCAGUCUCUGACUCCCUCGACAACAGCUUCUUCCAAAUCCAAUAGCUAAUCCCAAUUGUUCUUCUCAGAUCUCCCACUCUUCCUCUUGGGGAUCUCUUUGGAUCUGCAGAAAUCAGUUUGAAACGCAUCGGAGUUUGAAAGUUCUUCUGGUUGAGGAAGGAUAUGGCAGGUACAGCAUGUUUCAUUAUUGUCAGCAGGAAUGACAUUCCUAUAUAUGAAGCUGAAGUGGGCUCUGCAGUUAAGAAAGAAGAAGCCGCCCAUCAGCAUCAAUUCAUAUUGCAUGCAGCUUUGGAUAUUGUUCAAGACUUUGCAUGGAAUACAAGUGCUAUGUUCUUGAAGGCAGUGGACAGGUUCAAUGAUUUGGUGGUGUCAGUUUAUGUUACUGCGGGUCAUACACGAUUUAUGCUGCUUCAUGAUUCUCGUAAUGAUGAUGGAAUUAAAAGCUUCUUCCAAGAUGUUCAUGAGCUUUAUAUAAAGAUUCUUCUCAAUCCCCUUUACUUGCCUGGGUCUCGUAUUACAUCGUCCCAUUUUGAUACAAAAGUUCGAGCACUUGCCAGAAAAUAUCUGUAAAAGCCAUCUUAUACUCUUGGGUGAAGUCAAGCUCCAGGGAGACAACAUGAAACAGCUAAUUCCUUUCUUCCAUUCAGCAUCUGAUCUUGGUCUAGGAAUAUGCAUUUUGAUGCUUUCUUUUUUUGACAUGACAUGAGAUGGGGUAUUGACCAGUACCAUAGCCAGUUUCUUUAGUGGUCUAGAAUUUAAUUCCAAGAUUAAGUUUAUAGAAAGGUGUUGAUCAUAUUAUUAUUGAGUUGGUUGUGUGGCAUACUUUUUUUAAUUGUACAAAACCUUAUUCACAAGGAAUCAUUUUCUCCCUCAACCUGUAAGACAAACAUUUUCAAUUGCUAAAAUUACUGUAACUUGAUAUUAUGUGUAA